AUGACCGCUCGUGUCAUUUCGCUUACAGGAGUUUCCGUCCACAAUCUGCGGGAUAUCGAUCUCGAGAUUCCCCACCGGAAACUGGUUGUUCUGUGCGGACUGAGCGGAAGCGGAAAGAGCAGCCUGGCAUUCGACACCUUGUAUGCCGAAGGGCAGCGUCGCUACAUCGAGACAUUUUCGGCCUACGCCCGUCAGUUUUUGGAACAGCUCGAGAAGCCGGAAGCCGAGCGGAUCGAGGGCAUCCCUCCGGCAAUUGCAGUAGCUCGACAGAGUCCUUCGAAAUCGAGCCGCUCGACAGUGGGCACUACGACCGAAACAAUCGAGUUCCUGCGGCUGCUGUACGCCAAAAUCGCUCAUGUUAUCUGCCCGAACUGCAACCGCGAGGUGCGCCGCGAGUCGGCCCAAUCAGCCGCCGAACGGUUAUUGUCUCUGCCCGGCGGCAUGCGAUUCAUGGUCACGUUUGCCGCCUGGCCCAGCGAGGGUGGUAAUUACCAGCAGUUGGCCGAAUCACUUCGCGAAGAAGGUUACCUGAGGGUUAUCUUCAACCACCGCACUCAUAACAUCGGCUCCGAACCAUUCGAUGCCCCGGCUGAGAUUCGCGAACCACUGUAUGUGGUAGUCGACCGCUUGAAGACUGGCGAUGUCGAAGAGAAGCGGCUCCGCGAAUCGGUCGAGCAGGCCUUUGCCCAGGGUGAUGGGGCCUGCCAUGUGUUUCUCCAGGCCCCCGGCGAAGUCGAAAGCGAAGACGAACGGGAAAUCGAAGGCCGACCCUUUGAGAUCGACGGAAGCACUUGGCGACAUCGGCGGUGGAGUUCCAACAUGGUCUGCGACGGAUGCGGACGCGAGUUCCACGCCCCCGAGCCACGGUUGUAUAGCUUCAAUAGCGCAUUGGGAGCCUGUCCCGAGUGCGAGGGCUUCGGCAACAUAAUCGAUCUCGAUAUGGAACUGGUCGUGCCCGAGCCAUCGAAGUCGCUCCGCGAAGGGGCGAUUGCUCCCUGGAACACGCCGGCGUACGCCCACGAGUUGGAAGAAUUGCUGGCCCUGGCCGACGACUACAACCUUCCAGUCGAUGUUCCAUUCCACGAGCUGACGGAAGAACAUCUGCAACUUUUGCACGACGGUGUACCGGAACGUGAUUUCGGCGGGCUUUCCGGCUUCUUUGCCUGGCUCGAACGUCGCAAGUACAAGAUGCACAUUCGGGUGUUUCUCAGCCGCUGGCGAAGCUACCGGGUGUGCGAGGCCUGCGGCGGAACGCGGCUUCGCGAGGAGGCCCUUUGUGGUCAGGUCGGCGGGCGGAACAUCGCCGAAGUUUCGGCCCUGAAGAUUCGCGACGCGGCCCAAUUCUUCAAAGACGUCGAACUCACCGAGUGGGAACGCACAGUGGCGGCCACCAUGCUCGACCAGGUACACAACCGGUUGGCGUUCCUGGAAGCAGUCGGGCUGAGCUACCUGACGCUUGACCGCAUGACGCGGACUCUCAGCGGCGGCGAAGUGCAGCGGGUCGCACUCACUACCGCGCUGGGCUCCAGCCUGGUGAACAUGCUCUACGUGCUCGACGAACCCUCCGUCGGGCUGCACCCCCGCGAUACUCGGCAAUUAAUCGACGUGAUCCUUCAGCUUCGCGAUCGUGGUAACUCGGUGGUGGUGGUCGAACACGAUGAGGCCGUCAUCCGCGAGGCCGAUCAGGUGAUCGAAAUCGGCCCCGGUGCCGGCGAACGUGGAGGACGAGUGAUCUAUCAGGGAGCGCCUGAGGAAAUUGAUGAUGAGCCCUCGAGCAUCACAGGUGAUUAUCUCUCAGGCCGUCGUGGGGGAAGUGUGCCGGCCAAGCGUCGGCAGCCCAACCACGGUUGGGUCCGUCUGGCCGGUGCUCGCGGAAACAACCUGCAGGAUAUCACCGUCGAGUUUCCACUGGGCGUGCUCUGUGUGGUCACAGGAGUUAGUGGCUCGGGCAAAAGCACACUGGUGCAGGACACGCUUUACCCUGCCCUGUGCCGACGGAUGCGCAAAGAGGCCCCCAAGCCUUAUGAAUUCGACGACGUUCUGGGCGAUGGCCAAAUCGAAGACGUGGUGCUCGUCGAUCAGAGCCCUAUCGGGCGUUCGGCCCGAUCGAACCCGGUGACCUACAUCAAGGCCUUCGACGAAAUCAGGGCCGCCUUCGCCGACACCCUCGACGCGAGGAUGCGGAACUACACGGCCAGUCACUUCAGUUUCAAUGUCGACGGUGGACGCUGCACGGCCUGCCAGGGUGAUGGACAAGUGCGAAUCGACAUGCAAUUCCUGCCCGAUGUGUAUAUGAAGUGCAGCCAGUGCCAAGGCACCCGAUAUCGGGCUGAAAUCCUGGAAGUGACCUACCGCGGGCGAAACAUCGCCGACGUACUAGAAAUGACCGUCCGCGAGGCCUUCACCUUCUUUCGCGGUUCGACCAAAGUUCAGGCCAAGCUGAAGCGGCUGAUCGACGUGGGUCUCGAUUACGUCAGACUCGGACAACCGGCCAACACGCUUAGCGGUGGUGAGGCACAGCGGCUGAAACUGGCGGGCUAUAUCUCGCAGAAACGGCGGGGGCGGUGCCUGUUUCUGUUGGACGAACCGACCACGGGUCUGCACUUCGCCGAUGUGGCCCAAUUGCUCGACUGCUUCGAUGCCCUGGUCGCGGUGGGGCAUUCGCUGAUCGUGGUCGAGCACAACAUGCAGCUCAUUCAGGCGGCCGACUACAUCAUCGAUAUCGGUCCCGGGGCGGCCGACGAGGGUGGUCAGGUUGUAGCCACAGGGUCACCCGAGGCAAUUUCGAACUGCCCCGAGUCGGUCACCGGAAAGUUCUUAGCCGAGACCCCUUUAAUGGCGCUGGUAGACGUCGAAUUCUCCGUAAAGAACCGGACCCUGAACAGCCGCGUCGCUCGCUUCUUACGUGACGCCGAUGAGCGGAUCACGGAGUUCUAUCGGACCAGCCGCGGCAGUUGCAGUGGCUUUGUGCCCAGCGACUACGCGCCCAUCUACGAAGCCCUGGAAGCGAUCGUCGACCAGAACCUCGCCCCCGGCAAUUCGUUCUGCGAAUGGGGCAGCGGCUUUGGAGUGGUGGCCUCGAUGGCUGCGAUGCUGGAUUUCGACGCAUGUGGUAUCGAAAUCGAACGUGAUCUCGUCGACGAGUCGGCACAGUUGGCCGAAGAUUACGAUUUGGAUGUCGAAUUCAUUCACGGCAGCUUCAUUCCACCCGGGGGCGCCCGCGAGGCCGAACAGGUCUACCUCCACGACAACGAUGGCUUUUCCUGGCUGGUGACCGACACCGACAGCACCUAUGAAGACUUGGGCCGCGAACCAGACGACUUCGAUGUGGUCUUCGCUUACCCCUGGCCCGACGAAGAGGGCGUAAUCUUCAACCUUUUCGAUGCUUUUGCCGCCAAGGGAGCCCUACUGCUAACGCAGGAAAAGUUCAACGUGCUCCGCCUACAGCGAAAAGUGAGCAGUCCGCAACGACUGAGGAGAGGUAAUGCAGUUAUUGGCGGGGCGAGUUGGUCUCGGGUUCUUACACACUCGCAUAAAAGGGCACGGAAUAUGGAACCAAUCAAAAUGCGUAGCUUAUUGAUGGCAGUCCUGCUGAUGCUUGGAGCGACUUGCAUCGGCUGCAAUACCCAUCCCCAGGAAGUGGAACCCACGGCCGAAGGCAACGGUUCUGAAUCAAAUGAACCCGCGGGUGACAUGGCCCACGGCAAUGGCGAAGCCCCCGCUUCUAGCGAGCCUGAAGGCUGGCCGGCUGGAGAGAACCCUGCCGAAAGCUUCGAUGAGAUGGUGAAGGAGAUCGAAUCGAAAUUUGGCUCGUUCUACCUGGUUGAAGAAACGCAAUUUUAUCCAAUCGGCUUUUCGAAGUUCAAACGGGUGAUCGAUGAAAUCGAUACCAGCGUGGACGAAGAUGCCGACCCCAAGACUGGGACCAUCAAGAUCGUGUACACCAAGCACUUCACGCUGCUGCACAAAACGCAUGAAGAUGCCGAGCAAGACAUGGACAUGUACCCGGCCAAUCCCGUUCAGACUAAAGAGGUGAUGCUCGGCAGGCUCAACCCUAAGCAGCUUCCACUCACCAUGGUGAUGACCUACACGCUCAAAGACGGCCGCUGGGUGCGAACCGAUGUGACGGUCGAGCCGAAGUACAAAGACUCUUCGGAUGUGCCCGGCCAAAUGAAGCUGCCCUAG
Messenger RNA from Cladocopium goreaui, 4185 nucleotides. Lineage: Eukaryota; Dinophyceae; Suessiales; Symbiodiniaceae. The record is from the annotation of a GenBank genome assembly.